AAGACUUUUUCUGAGAAUCUGCAUCACUGACAGAGACCAUUUCAUCUCCACUUGGUCUCCAGCAGGCAGGGAAGGUGAUUCAUAAAGAAUUGAUGAAAUUCUACCUCUUUUGCCCCCUUCAGGUUUGGUCGCCAAAAGACGCCUUCGUGGGACCUGCGGGGGGCACCCUCGACCUGGCCAGCCAUGCUGAUCCUGACCUGCUCUUCCAAGCUGCAGCUGCUGGAGAGUGUGUUGCGAAAGGGCUUCCCUGAAACACUGCUGGUCUGUGGGGCGGUGAUGCACAUCAACCGUGGAAACCCAGCUCAACACGAAGUCGUGGUGGACUCUUGGCCAGAAUUUAAAGCUGUUCUUACCCGACCACGGAAGGAGGUGCUGAAGGACAAGAGGGAUUAUUAUGCCAACCUGCAUGCUGCUUUCUAUCGGGAGGAAGAUGCCUGCAGAACCCUCUUGGAAAACAAAGAUGCGGUAGACUGGGACAAAGCCUUCCAGCUGCAAGGUCUCCAAGAUGGGCUUUAUCAGACUGUGAAAGUUAUGGCAGAGACUAGAAGUGUCCACAUGGAGCCCCAUUUUUACCAGGCAUUGCUGAACCCAGAUGCAGCCAAGUUAUGUCAGAACCAGCUCAGAAGUGACCCCCUCCACUUGGGGACGCUCAACCCAUCCCAUGCAGCCCUACUCAAUGACACUUAUGAAUUUGGAGGCAAUGAUCACAGCCUGCGCUAUCUCAGGAACCUGAUUGAGGACUUCCCAAAUGCAUGCCUCCUAGAUCAGAAAGGGCAGCUGGUUGUCUGGAGCCUAAGUGAUGCCCUUGGGUGUCUGACUCAUGGCUAUGCUCUUCCUGAGUACCGGGGAAAGGGUCAUAUGAAAACAGUGAUGCAGGCACUAGCCAGAAAAUUGCAUGCUAAAGAUUUUGCCUUGUAUACUAGAGUUCGGCCAGAGAACAAGAUCUCCAAGCAAUAUUUAAGGGGCCAGGGUUUUCAUCUCUUGCCUUGGACAAAGUAUAUUCUUUUUUUCAUUCCAAAUCACAUGAAAUUGCAGGGACAGCAUUCAGAUUUCAUUAGUUGGGGAGAUUGGAAGUAACGUUCACACAGAGAUGUAAGGGACUGUGUCUGGAUAUAUUCAAGUUUAAGACGGAAAAGGAUUACAAAAACCAGGAAUAGCUAUGAAUAAAUAACUGUGCAUUCUAAAAUAAAAUCCUUGCGGCCUUUAAAUGGUGCAUAGCCCAUAAAUAUCUCUUGGCUUUCAUUUUGCACCAUAUCUGGAUCAGGGGUGAGUUCUACUUACCUUUAUUACCGGUUCGCAACGGGAGUGCACACACUCGCGCUUCUGCGCAUUCACAGUUCGCCAAAUAUGAUGUCAGGGCAGGUAGGCGGAGCCUCCCACCACUUUUACUACUGGUUCUCAAGAACCGGACAGAACCAAGAGCAACCCACCACUAAUCUGGAUCCAGUACUUUGGCCCUAAAUGACACCCUUUUUAUUUUAAAGAGAGCUCUUCCACCCCACCACUGCUUUGAGUCUCCCGUCCUGUGAUCAUCUUCACUUCUGCCAAUUUCAAAAGGCUGAGAAUAGACCAAUGAGUCCCUGCGGCAAUUACUGCUCCGACAACUAACUAAUAGGAUAGUAUAAAGUAUGUCCUUCAAUUAGUUCCAUAUGCCAAGCAACAUCUUUUAGGAUUCUGCCACUCUUAGAGGAAGAAAGAAGACUGCUAGUGAGAAUUAUUGUGAGAGCCAGUUUGGUCUCUUGGUUAAGGUACCAGGCUAGAAAGUGGGAGAUUGUGAGUUCAAGUUCCAUUUUAGCCAUGAAAGUCAGCAGGGUGACUUUGGGCCAGUCAGUGUCUCUCAAGUUAAUCCACCUCACAGGAUUAUUGUUGUGUGGAAAAUAAGAAGAGGAAGGGGUGGAUAUGUUCACCACCUUGAGUUAUUUGUAGAAGAAUAAAAGAGGCAGCAUACAAAUAAAUAAAUAAAUAAAU
Pantherophis guttatus is the source of this 1968-nucleotide messenger RNA. The record is from RefSeq and is a predicted model, not a curated record. Lineage: Eukaryota; Metazoa; Chordata; Lepidosauria; Squamata; Colubridae.